Molecule: messenger RNA, 8172 nt
Organism: Symbiodinium natans
Lineage: Eukaryota; Dinophyceae; Suessiales; Symbiodiniaceae
Source: the annotation of a GenBank genome assembly
AUGGCGGCAAUGAACACGGUGACGACUAUGCCAGGCGGACAGCAGAUGCUAAUGGAGCCUGUGACAGGACAGUUCCCCCCGCAGACCGUCGGACCUAUGGGUGCUGCACCCACGACUAUGCCACCCGUAUCGCAGUUGCCGCCUGGCACCACGGCCCCUGGUCCGAUGGGUGCGCCCAUGUAUGCUGCUCCCAUGCCUGCGGGAACCGACGGUGCACCCGUGUAUGCAGCUCCCACCGGCCCAGACGGUGCCCCCAUGGGUGCGCCCAUGUAUGCAGCUCCCACUGGCCCGGGCGGUGCUCCCAUGGCCAUCGGCCCCGAUGGUCAACCCAUGCCAGUCGGCGCCGAUGGUCAACCCAUGUACGCUGCCCCAAUCGGCCCCGACGGUCAACCCAUGGCCGUCGGCCCCGACGGUCAACCGAUCGGCCCUGAUGGCCAACCCAUGUAUGGCGCCCCGAUCGGCCCCGAUGGUCAACCCAUGCUCAUCGGCCCCGACGGUCAACCCAUGUAUGGCGCCCCGAUCGGCCCUGACGGUCAACCCAUGUACGGCGCCCCCAUCGGCCCCGAUGGUCAACCCAUGUCUGAGGGUCAGCCUAUGUAUGGUGCCCCCAUCAGCGGCCCACCCAUGCCAGAUGGCCAGACCAUCAUGGGCAACACUUACCAGGUAAAGAUCCCAACGGAAACCAUGAGGGAUGACAACAGCGCCACUACCACGCAGUGGCCAGCCGCGUACCAGCAGAUCCAGGUCGAUGGCGAGACGCAAUAUGUUGCCGGCAAGACUGAGGAAGUUGACGCACCCGCACAGGUCGGCACCCAGCGAGUGGAGCAGACCGUGGCUGGGCAGAGGAAGCAGCAGAUCGUGGAGAUUCCGCAAGUCCAGGAGGUUGUGGAGGAGCAGGAAAUCCCGGAGGUCCAGGUUGUGCAGAAGGUGGUCGAGGUCCCUCAGAUUGUUCAGCAGCCCGUGGAACAGAUCGUGGAGCAGGUUGUUCAGGUGCCACAGAUCAUCCACCAGCCGAAGGUCUCCCAUCGCCACGUGGAGCAGAUGGUCGAUGUCCCUGUGCCGCAGAUUGUGGAGGAGGUUGUCCACGUGCCGGUCACGCAGACGCAAGCUCGCCACUACCAGGUGCCCGUGGAGCAAACAGUGGAAGUUCCAGUGCCCAUGAUGCAGGAGCAGCAGGUGCAUGUUCCCAAGGUGAUGACCCAGAAGCGCCAGAUGCACCAGCACGUUGAGCAGGUCGUGGAGGUUCCUGUGCCCAUGACCCAGGAGGAGGUCGUGCACGUCCCCAAGAUCAUGACGCAGACCCGGGUCAUGCAGCAGCACGUGGAGCAGGUUGUGGAGGUCCCGAUCCCCAUGACCCAGGAGGAGGUUAUUCACGUGCCUGAAAUCAUCACACAGACCCGCAUCGUGCACCAGCCAGUGGAGCAGAUCGUUGAGGUGCCUGUCCCGGUGGCGCAAGAGCAGGUUGUCCCCAUGCCCCAGGGCGCACCCGGGGCACCGCAGGGCAUGAUGGCCCCAGGGCAGCCCCAGGGCGCACCCUACGGUGCGCAGCCCAUGCCCGGUCAGGAGCAAGUCGUCCAAGUGCCCAAGAUCAUGACGCAGACGCGCGUGAUACAGCAGCACGUGGAGCAGGUGGUCGAGAUCCCAAUCCCGCAGACCCAGGAGCAGGUGGUCCAUGUGCCCAAGAUCAUUCCGCAGGAGCGCAUCGUCCACCAGCAUGUGGAGCAGGUUGUGGAGGUCCACGUGCCCAUGACCCAGGAGCAGGUGGUGCACGUGCCGAAGGUGAUGCAGCAGGAGCGUGCCCAUCACUUCCACGUGGAGGAAAUUGUGGAUGUGCCGGUGGAGCAGCACAUCGAGCAGGUUGUGCACGUGCCGAAGGUCCAGAAGGUGGAGAAGAUUGUCCACAACCCCGUUGACCUUGAGGUCGAGGUGCCUCGCCCGGUGGUGAUUGAGAAGGUCGUCCAGGUGCCCACCGUCCAUGUGGAGGAGAAGAUCGUCCGCGUGCCGAAGGUGCUGAACACCGUGGUGGACACCGUGGUCCAGAACACUGUUGAGACCGUGGAGGUGGUGAAGCCGGUAGUGGUCCACAAGGUGGUCCAACGAAAGAGGCCCAUCGUGCAGGAGGAUACCGUGCAGGUGCCCAAGGUCGUCGUGCAGCACGUCCCGGUGCAGAAGGUCGUGGAGAAGCAGGUGUCCGUCCCUGUCGUGCAGGAGGUCGAGCAAAUUGUUGAUGUGCCGGUCGUCAAGCAGAGGCACCUGCCCAUGGUCCAGAAGGUCGAGAAGCAGAUUCAGGUGCCCCAAAUCCAGUACAUGGACCAUCACGUGGAAGUGCCCAUCCAGAAGCAGGUGCACGUUCCCAUGGUCCAGACGGUGCAGAAGCACAUCGAGGUGCCGCAAGUCGUUUUCGAGGAUGAGGUCGUCCAUGUCCCCAUCCAGAAGCAGGUCCACGUGCCCAUGGUCCAGAAGGUGCAGAAGACGGUGGAGGUGCCGCAGGUGCAGUACGAGGACCAGGUCGUCCAGGUCCCCGUCCAGAAGCAGGUCCAGGUCCCCGUCGUCCAGAAGGUGCAGAAGACGGUGAAGGUGCCCCAGAUCCAGUACGAGGACCAGAUCGUGGAGGUGCCCGUGCAGAAGGUGGUGCACGUCCCCGUCGUCCAGCCGGUGCAGAGUUCUCAGGCUCCCAUGCAGAUGGCCCCAGGGCAGAUGGGAGGCCCAGGGCAGAUGGCCGGCCCAGGGCAGAUGGGUGGCCCAGGGCAGAUGAUGGGCCCAGGCCAGAUGAUGGGUCCAGGCCAGAUGGCUGCCCCUGGACAAUUGGCUGGUCCAGGGCAGCUUGCCGGCCCAGGGCAGCCGGUCGGACCAGGCCAGAUGGGCGGCCCAAUCCAAACGAUGGGUCCUGGCCAGAUGGCACCGACCCCCUAUGGGGCGUCAUCGACGCAGAUGGCCCCGCCCGGCACCUACGGUGCGCCGAUGCAGGGACCUGGUGGACCCGCCGGUCCAGGGCAGAGCUCCGUGAUGCAGGGAGCGCCGAGGACGGUGGAGGUGCCUCAGAUCCAAUACGAGGACCAGGUGGUGCAGGUCCCCAUCCAGAAGCAGGUUCACGUGCCCAUGAUCCAGACAGUCCAGAAGACUGUGGAGGUGCCGCAGAUCCAGUACAUGGACAAGGUGGUUGAGGUGCCAGUGCAGAAGCAGGUGCAUGUGCCCCUGGUCCAGACGGUGCAUCGUCCGGUGGAGGUGCCGCAGAUCGAGUACAUCGACCACCAUGUGCACAUCCCCAUCCAGAAGCACCGCCAUGUGCCAGUGCAGAUCCCGGUCCAGCGCCCCGUGGAGGUCAACGUGAUCGAGACCACGGAGAAGGUUGUGGACAUCCCAAUCGUCAAGCAGCGGGAGGUGCCGCAGGUCCAGACCGUUGAGCGAGUCGUCGAAGUGCCGAUGGUGCAGGUGGUCCAGAAGGUCGUGGAGAUCCCUACGGAGGGCCAGACGGUGCAGGGCACCGUAAGGGAAGUUGACAUCCCCGCCGAGCCCCGCCGCGAGGAGCACCCGACGCAGACUGUCCAGCAGGUCCUGGCUGGGCCCGAUCAUCCUAUGGAGGUCGUCCAGGGACAGGUCACGGAAGCUCCCCAGGCUCCCCAGCCACAGGCCAUGCCGGCCCCGCAGCCCAUGCCGGCGCCGCAGCCCAUGCCGGCCCCAACGCAGCCGCAGGGCGCACCCUAUGGGGCCCCACAGCCCAUGACGGUGCCGGCCACGACCACCAUCGGUGAGCCCGUCUACCUGCCACCCACGACCGCCCCGACCGAGGCUCCGGCGCAGAUGGAGCCUGCGGCCUAUGCUCCGGCGACGCAGGUGCCGACCACGACCACCAUCGGUGAGCCCGUGUACCUGCCGCCCACGACCGCCCCGGCCGAGGGUGCCCCUCAGACGGCUCCGGCCUAUGGCGCUCCGGGCCCAGCCUACGGCGCUCCGGCCCCAGCCUACGGCGCUCCGCAGAUGGCGCCUGCCACCUACGCUCCGGCAACGCAGGCGCCAACGACAACCACCAUCGGUGAGCCGGUGUACCUGCCUCCCAUCACUGCGCCUGCUGAGGGUGCCCCUCAGACGGCUCCGGCCUAUGGCGCUCCGGGCCCAGCCUACGGCGCUCCGGCCCCAGCCUACGGCGCUCCGCAGAUGGCGCCUGCCACCUACGCUCCGGCAACGCAGGUGCCUGGCUCCGUGCCUGGCACUACCACCGUCGGCGAGCCUGUCUACCUGCCACCCAUCACUGCCCCAGCGGAGGGCGCCCCUCAGAUGGCUCCGGCCUAUGGCGCUCCGGGCCCAGCCUACGGCGCUCCGGCUCCAGCCUACGGUGCUCCAGCCCCAGCCUAUGGCGCUCCGACCUAUGGUGCCCCGGCCCCAGCCUACGGCGCUCCGGCAUACGGCGCGCCCGCCACGAUCCAGCCUGGUUACGCUCCGGGCUACGGUGCGCCGACCACCAUGCAGGGCGGUGCGAUGCCAGGUACCGUGUACCCCGGCACUGUCAUGCAGGGCGCCCCCGGCACGGACAUCUUCACCAUGAUGGACACCAACAACGACGGCGUUGUGUCCCGCGACGAGUUCGCCGCGGCCAUGAAGUCGGGUGGCGUGGUGCCGGUUGGAACCACCAACUGCCCGGCUUGCGGCAACGUGUACGCGGACGACGCGGUCUUCUGCCGGAAGUGCGGCCGCAAGCGCGACGAGACGUAUCCGGGCAAGAAGUUCACGACAAGCAACGCCCAGAAAGUCUCUCAGAUCACCCUGGAAGCAGAAGUCUUUGGAAGGUCCAGGCGGCGCAAUCCGAAAUCCUUGAUGUCGGCUGGCAAGCGCGAUCGAUAUCCAUUGUUUCCUGAACUGGCAGAGGGCCGUGAGAACAUUGCCCCAUGUUUUGCAUUCCGCCUCUUACGGGCGCGUUUGAUUGAUUUCAGAGCAGCGCCGGGGCAACUCGAGCACUUCUUGGUAUGCAAGGUGACUCCUGGGGUGCCCGGCCCGCAGAUGCUGAUGGAGCCUGUUACUGGGCAGUUCCCUGGGCAGCAGCCUAUGGGUCAGCCAGGCCCCCUCACCUAUCCCAUGCCCGACAACAUCCCAGCCACCGGGCCACCAGGCCCGGGCUACGUGUACGGUGCGCCUCCGGGAACCGAUGGCGCGCCCACGGAUGCGCCGGCCACCACCUUGCCGCCGGCCAUGCAAGCCCCAGGCCAAAACUUCAUGUACGCCGUCCCUGCAGGAACCGACCCCAGUGCUGGCCCCACCUACGCCGCGCCGGCCAUGGGUGAGGGUGCCCCAACAACACCGGGGGUGCCGGGCAUGGGUGAUCCUCUUUACGGUGCCCCGGGCAUGCCCGGUGCCCCAACCAAUGCCCCGGCACCGCUUCCUGGUCAGACGAUCAUGGGCAACACGUACCAGGUCAAGGUCCCCACCGAGAGCGUCAGGGACCCGACGGGUGCCAUCGCGAUGCAGUACCCGGCAUCCUUCAAGCAAAUUCAGGUGGACGGCGAGCCCCAGUAUGUGGCAGGCAAGUCUGAGGCCGUGGACGGCGCGCCGCAGAUUGGCACGCAGCGUGUGGAGCAGACGGUGGCUGGACAGGUGAAGCAACAGAUUGUGGAGAUUCCGCAAGUCCAGGAGGUUGUGGAGGAGCAGGAGGUCCCUGAGGUGCAGGUCGUGCAGAAGGUGGUCGAGGUCCCUCAGAUCAUGCAGCAGCCAGUGGAGCAAAUCGUGGAGCAGAUUGUGCAGGUGCCUCAGGUCAUCCACCAGCCAAAGGUGUCCCAUCGUCAGGUUGAGCAGGUUGUCGAUGUCCCAAUUCCUCAGACGGUCGAGGAGGUCGUCCACGUGCCUGUGAUGCAGACCCAAGCCCGUCAUCACCAGGUGCACGUCGAGCAAACUGUGGAGGUCCCCGUGCCCAUGAUGCAGGAGCAGCAGGUGCACGUCCCCAAGGUCUUCGCCCAGAAGCGCCAGAUGCACCAGCACGUGGAGCAGAUCGUGGAGGUGCCCGUACCCAUGAGCCAGGAGGAGGUCGUGCACGUUCCCAAGAUCAUCACCCAGACGCGCGUCGUGCACCAGCAGGUGGAGCAAAUUGUCGAGGUGCCGGUCCCCAUCACUCAGGAGGAGGUGGUGCAUGUGCCCAAAAUCAUCAAGCAGACGCGCGUGGUGCACCAGCCGGUCGAGCAGAUCGUCGAGGUGCCCGUGCCGAUGACGCAGGAGGAGCACGUCCACGUCCCCCAGGUUGUCACCCAGACUCGUCAGAUACACACGCCUGUGGAGCAGAUUGUGGAGGUACCCGUCCCCAUGGCAGAGGAGGUGGUGGUGCACGUGCCGGCAACCGUGCAGCAGCAGCGCGUGAUGCAUCAGCCUGUCGAGCAGGUGGUGGAGGUGCCCGUGCCGAUGAAUCAGGAGGAGGUCGUUCACGUGCCCAAGGUGAUUCAGCAGGAGCGCGUGAUGCACCAGCCUGUGGAGCAAGUGGUUGAGGUCCCCGUGCCCAUGACUCAGGAGCAAGUGGUGCACGUCCCAAGGGUGAUGCAGCAAGAGCGCGCCCACCACAUCCACGUGGAGGAGAUCGUGGAUGUUCCCGUCGAGCAGCACAUUGAGCAGAUCGUGCACGUGCCGAAGGUCCAGAAGGUCGAGAAGCUUGUCCACAACCCGGUAGAGUUGCAGGUGGAGGUGCCCCGCCCGGUGGUGGUGGAGAAGACGGUGCAGGUGCCGCGCGUCUCCGUGGAGGAGAGGGUGAUCCGCGUGCCCAAGGUGGUGAACACCGUCGUCGACACGGUGGUGCAGAACACCGUUGAGACGGUGGAGGUCGUGAAGCCGGUAGUGGUGCACAAGGUUGUCCAGAGGAAGAAGCCGGUCAUCCAGGAGGACGUGGUGCAGGUGCCCAAGGUCGUCGUGCAGAAUGUCCCCGUGCAGAAGGUGGUUGAGAAGCAGGUGGCCGUACCAAUGGUGCAGGAAGUCGAGCAGGUCGUGGACAUACCGGUGGUGAAGCACAGGCAGGUGCCCAUGGUCCAGAAGGUGACCAAGCAGGUCGAGGUGCCGCAGGUGCAAUUCACCGACCACCACGUGGAGAUUCCCAUCCAGAAGCAGGUGCAUGUGCCCAUGCUCCAGACCGUCAUGAAGGAGAUUGAGGUGCCCCAGGUCCAGUACGAAGACGAGGUCGUCCACAUCCCCAUCCAGAAGCAGGUCCAGGUGCCCAUGGUGCAGAAGAUUCAGAAGACGGUGGAGGUGCCGCAGAUCCAGUACGAAGAUCAGGUUGUCCAGGUCCCCGUGCAGAAGCAGGUCCAGGUGCCCAUGAUUCAGAAGGUGCAGAAGAUCGUGGAGGUCCCGCAGAUCGAGUACGAGGACCAGAUUGUGCCCGUCCCCGUGCAGAAGCACGUGCAGGUCCCCAUGGUCCAGACUGUGCAGAGGCAGGUGGAUGUGCCUCAGCUCCAGUACGAGGAUCAGGUCGUCCAUGUGCCUGUUCAGAAGCACGUGCACGUGCCCAUGGUCCAGCAGGUGCACAGGCAAGUGGAGGUUCCCCAGAUUGCGUACCAAGACCAGGUGGUGCCCGUCCCCGUCCAGAAGCAGGUUCACGUGCCGCAAGUGCAGACUCUCCAGAAGACUGUGGAGGUGCCACAAAUCCAGUACGUGGACAAGGUGGUGGAGGUUCCGAUUCAGAAGCAGGUGCAGGUUCCGAUGGUCCAGACCGUGCACAAGCAGGUCGACGUUCCCCAGAUUGAGUACAUCGACAACCAUGUGCACAUCCCCAUCCAGAAGCACCGCCAUGUGCCAGUGCACAUCCCCAUUGAGCGUGCCGUUGAGGUCACCGUCAUUGAGACCGUCGAGAAAGUCGUGGAUGUGCCCAUCGUCAAGCAGGUCGAAGUGCCACAGGUCCAGACCGUGGAGAAGGUGGUGGAGAUUCCAAUGGUCCAGACCGUGGAGAAGAUGGUGGAGGUUCCAAUGGAGGGCCAGACGGUGCAGGGAACCGUCCGCGAGGUGGACGUCCCGGGGCAGGGGCGACGAGAGGAGCAUCCCACCCAGACCGUCCAGCAGGUGCUGGCAGGGCCUGACCACCCCGUGCAAGUUGUUCAGGGAGCCCAGUCCUUAGCCUUUGGGCAGGUGCCAGGCACCACCACCAUCGGUGAGCCGGUCUACCUGCCACCCAUGACUGCCCCGGCCGAGGUGCCAGGACUACCUGUGCCCUGA